Pseudophryne corroboree (corroboree frog) is the source of this 1518-nucleotide messenger RNA. RefSeq names its product guided entry of tail-anchored proteins factor 3, ATPase (gene GET3). Gene Ontology annotation, cellular component: GET complex. The transcript has 7 exons. The coding region runs from base 59 to 1087 and encodes 342 amino acids. The record is from RefSeq and is a predicted model, not a curated record. Gene Ontology annotation, molecular function: ATP binding; ATP hydrolysis activity. NCBI's taxonomy places the organism in Eukaryota, Metazoa, Chordata, Amphibia, Anura, Myobatrachidae. Gene Ontology annotation, biological process: post-translational protein targeting to endoplasmic reticulum membrane.
GGGUAACACCGUGCGAUGAGACGGUUGGCCGCUCGGCAUCACGUGACACCGCGGAAAGAUGGCAGCGCCGGUGGACGAUGAGUUUGAGGAUGCCCCAGAUGUGGAGCCCCUGGAGCCCACACUCAGCAACGUCAUUGAGCAGCGGUCCCUCAGGUGGAUCUUCGUGGGUGGGAAGGGCGGAGUGGGCAAGACCACCUGCAGUUGCAGUCUGGCCGUGCAGUUGUCACGGGGACGGGAGAGCGUGCUGAUCAUCUCCACAGACCCCGCUCACAACAUCUCCGAUGCUUUCGACCAGAAGUUCUCCAAGGUCCCCACCAAAGUUCGCGGCUAUGACAACCUCUUUGCAAUGGAGAUAGACCCCAGCCUGGGGGUGGCAGAGCUGCCAGAUGAGAUAUUUGAGGAGGACAACAUGCUGAGCAUGGGUAAGAAGAUGAUGCAGGAAGCCAUGAGCGCGUUCCCAGGAAUAGAUGAAGCCAUGAGCUACGCGGAGGUGAUGAGGCUGGUGAAGGGGAUGAAUUUCUCAGUGGUGGUCUUUGAUACGGCCCCCACAGGACACACACUACGGCUCCUCAACUUCCCAACCAUUGUAGAGCGAGGCCUGGGGAGGCUAAUGCAGAUCAAGAACCAGAUCAGCCCCUUUAUAUCCCAGAUGUGCAAUAUGCUGGGGCUGGGGGACAUGAACGCCGACCAGCUCGCUUCCAAGUUAGAGGAGACUCUCCCUGUCAUCCGAUCGGUCAGCGAACAGUUCAAAGACCCGGAGCAGACGACGUUUAUCUGCGUCUGUAUCGCCGAGUUCCUGUCGCUGUACGAGACCGAGCGCUUGAUCCAAGAGUUGGCAAAGUGUAAGAUAGACACCCACAACAUCAUCGUCAACCAGCUGGUAUUUCCCGAGCCAGAGAAGCCGUGCAGGAUGUGCGAGGCCAGACACAAGAUCCAGUCCAAGUACCUGGACCAGAUGGAGGAUCUCUAUGAAGAUUUCCAUAUUGUGAAGCUUCCUCUUCUCCCACAUGAAGUCCGGGGUGCAGAAAAUGUCAACACCUUUUCCAACCUCCUCCUGGAGCCGUACAGCCCCCCCAGCGAGAAGUGAGGUGACAGGGGCUGGGCGGGUACCCCACCGUUUCAUAAGCACUACAGAGGCCAGCAAGACAGACACCACCUCUCCAGCUGACAGACCAGGUUUUUCCAUCCCAAAGCCUCCUGUCACCCCCCAAACUCUUACUUUUGGGAAGGGCUUAUUUAUUUUUGGAUUUUGGGGAACAAGUCGCUUUGUCCCUCUCACUCCGAUCUCUCCUUGUUUUCUUGGUCUGUUCUGUCUCCCUCCCUUGUUAUCUGUCUAUUUGUCUCAUAUUUUCACUGACUCAUGAGUAUGACACAACAUAUAUCAGUAAAGAGCAUGACCACCACCAGAACUGUAGUUACAGUAUACGCCGUAUACAGUCCUCCCUUCCAUAAUAAACACAUUCUGUAGUGCUCUGCGACUCGAGCGACUAUUAAAUUCUGUUUAUAAAAAACCUUAAA